AAAAAAUAUUACAAAAGGAGUUAUUUUGUCUCCACAUUAAUUAUAUAAAUAUUUCUAAAUAGAAAUGCAUUUCUACGAACAGGCAGGUGACAUCCUUCGGCGACUGGGGCGGCAUGAGGGAUCGAUAAAGAGCCAGACAGUCGGCAAUCGGUACCUGGAGGCCGAUGACAAGCGUAGAAUGUACGCAUUGAUCUGCGAGACGCUCAAGUACGCAACGGCACUGAGCGUGGCAGUCGAGCGCAGUGGCAUUAUGAAGGAGAAGGCUUUGAGCAAAGUGACCGAGCAAAUGGCCCUGGUCAUGGCGCAUGACUUGCUGAUCUCGCGCGGCGGCUUGCAGCACCGCGGCGCAGAUGCAAAGCUUAACCUGGCGGUCCGCAAACGCAAAGAGGCUUUGGACAAGGAGUUCAAGAAUUAUAUGGUUGAGACAGGCGCUCAGAGCAUUGAGGAUCUGAUUCCGCUGGCUCUGCGCGACACUGCGACAGCGACGUUCCGGUACGUGCGUGUCAACCUGAUUGCCACCACGGUGGACGCAGUUAUUGAGGUGUUUAUCCGUGAUGGAUUCAAGCUUGUCGAGGAUGUGAAGAUGCUGAACGUGAAUGCGCAUCGGUUUAUGCGCGACGGUGACCUGUCUGAUGUGCUGGUGUUUCCUCCUGGGACCGUCCUGCACUUACACCCGCUGUAUGUUGACGGCUCCGUGGUUCUGCAGGACAAGGCGUCGUGCAUGCCGGCGCACGUUGUGCAGCCGCAGCCCGGCUCCGAGGCCCUGGACGCCUGCGCGGCACCAGGCAACAAGACCAGUCAUAUGGUCAGCCUGAUGGCCAACAAGGGCCGCGUGCACGCCUUUGACAUGGACUCGCGGCGGAUGCAGACUCUUGUGGAGCUCACAACCAAGGCGCGGUGCCGCAUUAUCGAGACACAGUGCAUGAGCUUCCUUGACGUCGAUCCGCUCAAUCCGAAGUAUGCCCAGGUGGAGUAUGCGCUGCUGGAUCCAUCGUGCUCCGGGUCUGGUAUUGUCAACCGCAUGGACGCCCUCGUUGAUUCCUAUGCCUCAGGCGGUCGCCCGCAGGAGCCGCAGGGUGGACGGUUGGCCGGACUGGCCGAGUUCCAGAUUUCCAUUAUUAUGCAUGCCAUGCGGUUCCCUGCCGUCAAGCGCAUUUCGUACUCGACGUGCUCCGUGCAUGUCGAGGAGAACGAGGCCGUUGUGGCCGCCGUGCUUGCUGCGCAGGACGAGUUUGGCCUGGCACCGGCCGAGCAGGUCAUCCCCACAUGGAAGCGCCGCGGUGUGGCCGAGGGAGGCCUGACCCCUGAGCAGGCCGCCUGCGUUGUGCGUACACUGCCCGAAGACGGUACCAACGGUUUCUUUGUUGCUGGAUUUGUGCGCCAGAAGCCCGCCGACGUGGAGGCCACCCGCCUUCAUCUCCAGACCAUCUGGGCCGGUCGUCCAGCACCACAGGCUGCCAGUGACCCCACGCAGAACCAGCACCAGCAGACGAACCAGAAGAAGCGCGAGCUUAACAAGCCUGCUGAUGGAAAGCCUGCUGGGCCCAUGAAGAAGAAGCCCAAGCCCACUGUCGAUACGCGCAAGCAAACCAGCUCGCUGAACGGCCAGCGUGCGCGGUCGGCUGUCACUGCCAAUACCCCCCUGCUGCGGGUACAGGCGGCGGGUCUAAGGGCAAGAAGCGGUCCAAGAGACGGGUCACAUCGGCGGUCACCCAGUGAGAUAUAUUUUUGAAAUUAUCUUUUAAGGUGAUCAAAUCUAAUCGAGAAGCUAAACACAUGCAAGGCUGUGCUUGGGCAGUUCAAAAUAAUAAAAGUAGCGUUAAAUAAUAUCGUUUGCUGUCGCUCCCUUUUCACC
Kickxella alabastrina is the source of this 1855-nucleotide messenger RNA. Its product is annotated as S-adenosyl-L-methionine-dependent methyltransferase. The transcript has a single exon. Bases 65 to 1732 code for a protein of 555 amino acids. Lineage: Eukaryota; Fungi; Kickxellomycota; Kickxellomycetes; Kickxellales; Kickxellaceae. The record is from RefSeq and is a predicted model, not a curated record. Gene Ontology annotation, biological process: rRNA base methylation. Gene Ontology annotation, cellular component: nucleolus. Gene Ontology annotation, molecular function: methyltransferase activity.